UCUAUCUGCAGAGCCUCUAUUACAUUUCAACUAUUGUUUCAGAGUGUGAGGAAGAUGAGUUAUACGCAAAUCUCACCAUGCCUACAGAUUCACAAUAUAAUUUAUACAUGAAUGCAAAUCAGUUACAAGGGGAAAUAGAAGAUUGGAGUGACAUUAAUGAUGAAUUGUUUGCCUUGUUAACUCUACCUGAGGAGUCUCAAGAGAUUUCCUAUAGUGGGGCCCAUGGAUAUGCUACAUUACAAGGGUCACAAGAAAGCGAAUUAGAAGAAUGGUGGAAUAGACAGUUGCAGACAUGGUUUCCAAACAUCAGUGCCACCCCUGUACAAUCGGGAGGUGGUCCACAAGCAAGAACAACACAGGGGCAGGACAUAACACAAGGCUCACAAGAAAUGGAUAUGCAAGAUAGUGACAGCGAACAGUUCUCUGCUGAUUUUCCAAGGCCACAAAGCGAUCGACAGAGUAUUGCACCACAGCAGCACCCGUCAAGCCCUGCACAGGAUUUACAAGGGAUGGAAAAUGAACCCCAACCAUCAACAUCUCGUGGAAUACAAGAGCCUGUUUGUAAAAAGUCAAGAAUGUGGGCUGACAUCCCUCAGAGGACGGUGACAAUACCAGUGAAGAGGAUGUUAUGUCAGGAACCCAAUCAGCAGAUGAGGGGGAGGCCUUGGAAGACUCUGCCACAUUAA
This is a messenger RNA of Thamnophis elegans (Western terrestrial garter snake), 686 nucleotides long. RefSeq lists its product as uncharacterized. The transcript has 5 exons. The record is from RefSeq and is a predicted model, not a curated record. Lineage: Eukaryota; Metazoa; Chordata; Lepidosauria; Squamata; Natricidae. Bases 78 to 686 code for a protein of 202 amino acids.